AUGCCACCGCCAAACACUCCAGAGGAGGGCGUAGUGGCAACAAACACCUCCAACAUCCUGGCCCUCCGGCCCUCCAUGUCCCGGGACGGUGGCGGGGACGGCGGCGGAGGCGGAGGCGGCGGCCCCUCGUCCGCUGCCGCCGUCGACCUGCGACUGCUCGAGUACGAGGACGCCGUCGACGAGAACCUCAUCUGCCCCAUCUGCCGCGUCGCCCUCGUCGGCCCCGUCAUCACCAACUGCGACCACGUCUUCUGCCACCGCUGCCUCGUCCAGGCCCACGCCCUCAACCCGGUUUGUCCCGUCGACCGCCUGCCGCUCAAGCUCGUCUCCGAGACCCGGCCCGCCCCCAAGAUCGUCCAGAACCAGCUCGACAACCUGAACGUGCGCUGCCCGAACCAUGCGAGGGGCUGUCAUCUCGUCGUCGCCCGGAGCCUUGUCGAGAACCAUGUCACUCGGUACUGCGACAAGACCAUGGUGCCCUGUCCGCACCCGUCGUGCGAGCACACUGUCGUCCGGAACGACGUCGGCAAAGGUUGUCUACACUACGAUGUGCAAUGCGAGUACUGCGAAGGCACCAUGCUGAAGGCCGACCUGGAGAUUCACCAAGAUCAGAAAUGCCCGAACCGCAAGAAGGACUGUGAGCUAUGCAACGCCGAGUUCGUCAGGAACAAACAAGAAGAACACAUGAAAGAAUGUCCAGAGGUUGAGGUUUCAUGCAAGUAUGCGCCGUUCGGGUGCACACAACAGAUGAGCCGUAAGACGGCUGAGGGUCAUGGGGAGAAGUGCGAUUACCGAGUGGUUGGACCUGUCGGCGAGCAGCUAGCUGAACUACGGUCCGAGCUCACCGCCCUGCAGGAAAAGGAUCGGAUGAAAGACAGGCGCAUCAAGUUUCUCGAAAACAGGGGCUAUACGUUGCCGGCGUCGAACGCAACGGAGGCCAUCUCCGACAUCAGCCUGCCAGAGUCGUCCACAAACGCAGACAUGGCGCCGUACGAGUCACGCGAUCAGUACUUCUUGUCCCUCUUCGAGACCAUGGAGUCGAAGGUGGAAAGGCUGUCCUCGGCCCUGGCCGAAGUCGAAGGGCGACACUCAAUGAUGCUUAUCAACGAGACGUUGCAGAUCAAGGACCAGUUGACCGAGAUCCGGAGCACGCUCGGGGUGCUUGGAAUGCAUGUCCGUUGGCUGAUGAACUUCCGAUUACAAGAGCGCGGCAGGGUUGGAGCGGGAUCGCCCGCCAUGCCGGGAUCGCUCGCCGGCAAUCAGCAGGGUACCAGUGACCCGAACCUCCCUCGGAGGCUGAGUGACACGAUGCGAGAGCAUCCCCCGCGACUAUGA
Molecule: messenger RNA, 1335 nt
Organism: Neoarthrinium moseri
Lineage: Eukaryota; Fungi; Ascomycota; Sordariomycetes; Amphisphaeriales; Apiosporaceae
Exons: 1
Coding region: 1-1335 (444 amino acids)
Molecular function (GO): zinc ion binding
Source: RefSeq, a predicted model, not a curated record